This is a messenger RNA of Penicillium egyptiacum, 1836 nucleotides long. The record is from the annotation of a GenBank genome assembly. Lineage: Eukaryota; Fungi; Ascomycota; Eurotiomycetes; Eurotiales; Aspergillaceae.
AUGCCUACAUCAAAUGGUGGUCAAGUUGAAUAUGGCCCGGCGCUUGUUCAAAACCCCGACCAUACUCCCGAGCAGAAAAGUGCCAACGAAACAACAUACGCGUCUCCUCCAAGAGGUGAGAAUACUCCGGCCGCCUGGGGAGUUGGAUGGCAGUGUCCCACCCUGAUGGUUGUGUCUGUUGUUUGUGGUGCGAUGAUCUCGGUGGGCCAUCACUUCUACUACCGCAGCCUCGACAACACCCUCGUCAACUCGGUCGACCAGCAAACGUGGGCAAUUCGAAUUGGAACUGGCUUUGCCUUUUUGAACAAAACGUUCUUGGCGUCCGCUGUUGGGAUCGCAGCGGCGCAAGAGAUAUGGGCCACUCUCCGCCGGAAGUCUGUGAAGCUGAGCGCGAUUGAUGGCAUGUUUGACAUCCUUACCAACCCAAUUUCUUUUCUCAUCCCCGACCUAUGGAUGUACGCGAAAACCCUUACUCUACUGGCAAUUAUCUCAUGGCUUAUCCCACUAGCGGCUGUUGUUACACCUGCUACCUUAUCCAUCCGUCUCCUGCCAACCAGCAAUAUCACCCAGCUGCGUGUUCCGACUGUGAACUUUACUGACUCCUUCUGGCGUCCUUGGGUAACGUGGGAAGGGGCAGGGUCUAUUGGGUCGCCCUCACCCGACAUCAGCCGGAUGUUUACAGCUACUUCCUCAUCUGCCGAAAUACUCCCAGUCCCUGCACCUUUCCCUAACUCAUCCUAUACCCUGGAGUUUUGGGGCCCUUCAUACAAGUGCCAGAGAUUGAGUGAAGCUAUCGUGGAGAUGCAAGGCAUGAAUUUUACUGAUCACCUGGAUAUGGAUGCUCAGUACAGUUCCUUGCAGAAACUGUGGGAACAUGAGAUUGGAAACUCAACCAACCUGACUCGCGUGGUGUACUCAGGUGCUGCUCCUAGUGCCCUUAACAACACCCUUUUCGUGUACGCCGCAGGUGCGAACCCCCUAUGGAACGACAACGCCACACAGCCGACCGAGCUCGUCUGUCAGCUCUGGAAUACCUCCUACGUGGUAGCCCUGAAUUUUACCAACGGUAUCAGGACUCUGAUACCCGUAUCAACGGAGCUCGUGGCUCCCGCCAAUUGGAGCUCAAAUGCUGGCUCGCACAUUACAAUCCAGAAGCAAGAACCAACAGUUAAUGGAGGUUACUACGUGACGAACAUGUUAUUCUCUGGACUUAUACAGCGUACCCUCGUUCUCAGCGCUUCCGGAGAACUGGGAAACUUUUUGCCUUCCGGCCUGCCAUUCACCACAAUGUCAAUAAUGCAAACCGGCCUUUUCGCAUGCCCAGAGCUGUGGAAUAGUAGUUAUUACCAAGGUCUGGGUAUUGAAGGUGACCGAUCAACUGCUUUUUGCCGGAAUAAAACGCUAGCCCGAGCACUAGAAGAUCUCUCGCACAACUUCACCUACAGCCUCCUCAGUCUCAACGCCGCGAACACCAGUGUACCAGUGAUGAGCUCCUCACCCCAGAAUUUCUACACGUACGACAGUAGAAAUUUGCUUGCGGUUUAUAUGGCUGCGCUGGGUGUCACUGUUGCAUGCGUUGCCAUUGGAUUCCUUGCGCUGCGCGAGAAUGGCGUUUCCCAGAACGUCUCCUUUUCCAGCAUGCUGCUGACGACGAGAAAUCCCGAGUUGGACCAUUUGGCCAACGGAAACUGUCUAGGGUCCUUCGAGUUGGAAAAGGAGAUUGGUGAGACCAAAUUGCGAUUUGGGGAGAUUGAGGGCUCUGAGCAGUAUAAGCGUGCGGCUUUUGGAACUAAAGGCUCAGUCACUGCUCUAUCUAAGGGAAAAGCCUAUUACUAG